Molecule: messenger RNA, 15629 nt
Organism: Caenorhabditis auriculariae
Lineage: Eukaryota; Metazoa; Nematoda; Chromadorea; Rhabditida; Rhabditidae
Source: the annotation of a GenBank genome assembly
AUGCCUCUGGGGAUCCUGUCACCGUUCCGCGACUUUGUCGGCGGCGGCAUCAACCGGAUCAAAUCUCGACUGGAGCACGACGUCCUGCGCGAGGAACAGACCGUCUCGCUGCCCUCCGAGCCCGCGGCCAAGACGACCUCGACGUCGAGCAGCCGAGGCCGCAGCAAGUCUUGCGUCGUUCGAACGACGCCGCAGAGCCAACCGCGCAAGAUCUCCGAGCCGGAGGCUUCCGAGAACAGCCAACCCGAGGCCGACCCGCAGAGGGAGAUCAACGAGAAGGACAAGUUGACGCAGGAGAUCUACCUCCGCUACAAGAUGCUUCAGCACAAGGUACUUUUUAAGCUUUUUUUAAAGUUUUUGGGUUCCAAUAAAGUUGGAAAGGAGUUUAGAGCCACGAAAAUUGCCCGAAAAAGGCUGGAAAUAUUUUUUUGAUGAUUUUUCCCUCAGGAACCGUGCUCAGCGGAGGGUAGUUCAAAUUUUUCAUAUAUUUUUUUUUUACAUAGUUUUCUUAAAAUUCUCAAAAUUUUCUUAAACUUCUAUUGUAAGUGCUUUCCUUGGUCCGUUUCCUACAAGAAAACUAAGGAAAAGCGCGCCAAAAAGUUUCUUGUCAAUAUUUGGGCUCUCAAGGUCUGAGGCCGUCUGCAUAAAUAUUUACGGUCUGUAAAUUUGAUAUUGUAAAUGAGUACAAAGUCCAAAAAAAAAUCAGAGGAUUUUUUGAAGGUACUCGAAGUUUUUGCACUGGUGAAGAUGCGAAUCGAUAGUUGAAAAAUCAAUAUUUUAAAAUUUUUCAUUUUUCUGUAGAACAAAGUUCUGUCCAUCGUUAUGAAAAAUUAGUCACGAACCAUUUUUCAACAAAUUUAACACUUGAUCUUGUCAUGAGAGACUUUUGUAUUUCUUCUGAAUACAUCCUCGAAACCAAUUCUUUUUAAACUUUUCUCUGUUCUAAAAUCGAAAAUAAAUCCCUUCUUUUCUCCUUUCCUUGCAAGAUAAACCGAAAAAUAGGCCUUUCCUUGUCUAAAACGAAAACCAUGGCGUAAACGGUCUCCGGUUUCGGUCUCAACCGAGAAUUGUUAUCAAAAGAGCAAUGUUUGUUGCUCGCCGACUUAUCACCUGUCUGCGCACGAGAAAAAUUGAUUAUCAAGGCGUUCAGCAACGAAAUUUUCGACACUAAAACUUUCUGUCUAGACUUUCUAAUCAUACGAAAAACUAGAAUCCACGAAUUCGGCACAACGAUUUGACCAGAAGAACAAAAAAGAAAGAGUUACAUUAUGAAAUCAUUUUAUACUGAACAAAUACUUUUUUUGGUAGGAAAAUGAAACUUUUUAGUGAAAUAUAGCCAAAAAAAAGAGAAUAUUCAAUUUAAUUUUUCGGUUUUUCGAGAUUUUUAUCUGGUUAUGAGAUAAUUAAUGUUCGCAAAAAAAUAAAUUAUCAAAGAUUGGCCAAAAAAACUUGUUUUUAGAAAUUUUUUUAUUUAAUUUUUAAGAUUUUUGAAACAUUUUAUUCGAAAAUCAAAAUUGCGGAGAAAUAUCUGGUUAUGAGAUAAUUAUUUUACAAGAUGCCGAAAAACACCACUGCCUAUUUUCUGAUAAUUUCUUUUUAACUUGUCUUUUUGAAAGAGUAAUCAUAAAUAAAAGAUAACUAUUGAUAAUUGCAGAGUUUUUGCUUCAAUUAAUCACUUUGCAAACAAUAAUGUCGUCAUUACAAGUUGCAAUUUUUUUUUCUGAUGACGACUGCUUUUUCUCCUUUUGUUCUACGAAUCAGAGAUUUUUUAGAGCAAAAAAGUCUGCAAACUUUUCAAAACUUCCUGAGAAAAAGAAAUUCAAGCUUCCGCGUCACGUCUGAGAAUUUUCACAGACAUAAAAAAGUUGUAAAAAUCGUGAAGAAUUUGAUUUUUUGGGCUCCGUCGUCCCAUCAACGUGAAUAGACAACGUGUCCGAAAAAGAAACUGACGGAGGCCCAGAAAAAGGAAAAAAAUCCUUUUUGUUUGCCCCUAUUUCUUCCGCAAAUGGUGGCCCGUCGGCCUUUUUCAACACAAACUUCAACCUGCAAACGUUUCGCCGACGUCGUUUCACAAAGGAUUUUCAACGAUCUUUGAGUGGAAAUUGACUGGGGAAGACCAACGGAACAAGGAAUUUAUGCUAAAAUCUUUGGUCUCCGCUCUUUUUUCGGUGAAUAAACAACAGUUCCGUGGCUCUAAAGAACCAUAGUUUUGAGUUUUUUGGAAUUUUUUUUCGAAGUUUUGAUCAUUUUAGUCAAGAAAACCACAUUGGAAAAAGUUGAAAACAAAAAAUAUUUCUCAAAUUUCUUAUAGGACAAGUUUACUAUACUAGGGGCAAACAAAAAGGAUUUUUUUUCCUUUUUUUGGGCGUCCGUCAGUUUUUUUCUAUCGGACACGUUGUCUAUUCACGUUUACAAGUUUAGCAAGCUACCAUUUUUUUUAUUAGAGACUAUUUUCCGGCCUUGGAGUGUUUCAAAUGGGGAAAAAAUUUUUUGAUUUAAAAAGGCCCGUUUUCAGACAUCAAAAUGGUUAUAAUGAUGUCGAGAAUCGUUUUUCCCGUAUCUUACGUGCUUUUGAAUAUACUUUCCAAUGAAAAUAUCCGAAUAAAAAGUGCCAAAAAGCUGAAAAAUGAAAAAAAUCUUUCGACCCAAAAUCGGCCAUUGAGCUUCCAUUCGUUUUUCUCGGAACUUUCAAAAAUAAGUCGUUUUUCGAAGUUCAGACCACCGAAGUGAUAGUUCUGAUAAAUAUUCUGAAACCUUCAAUCUAAACCAACUCCCCCCGUUUAUCCGCGGGAAAGGACGAAUUUCCUCUGUCUGCGCCGUGAAAAUCAAAGCUCAAAGUGUAGGUUUCUCGGGCCAGACAGACGGAUUGCCGAGGGCGAUUUGUCCUCGGAUAGACGUCCGUUGGACUCUUAUUGCUGUCUCAGGCGCUUUUUUGCAGAUUGAAUCGCGUUCUUUGUGGAAAAAAGGCAGACGAAAUGGCUCAGAGGGCUUAAAAAACAGCUCUCUUCAGUUCAAAUUGCUCGUUUCCGCUCCUUUUUCCUCCCUAUUUUGAGUGAAACGAGUUGCAUCGACGGCGAACAACAAAGUCUAGACGAACGGCCCUGAGUCCAGGUGCAAAACAUUCGUUCUCUGUCUGUUGUUUUCAGAGAAGCCGCCGACGCAGACAAAUGGUUCCACUUGAACCGAUUAUGUCGGUUCCUCCACGGCAGUUUAAACACAGCGUGUUCGCUCGUAUAUCGAAAGCUUUUAGCUGGGGGAGGCUCAAAAAUUGCCCCCGAGAGUGCUCUAUGGAUAAUUUCCCUUAUAAUGGACAUUAUGAAGUUUUUUUUUCCUUUUAUGGGAGCUUUUUUGUCAAUGUAAACAUUCGGAAAGUAGAAGGCUCUAAUAUUGCAAUAUAUGUGCUCCAUGGAUACUUAUAAUUAAAUAAAACUAUAAAAGCUUAUCGAAACGAGUCAUAUACCUCAAUUUAAAGAAAAAAAAAUUAGCAUAUGAAGCUCAAAGGUAGCGUUUAAUUGUACUUUAUGGACAAUCCUUCAUGUAAAAAAAAAAUUUCAAAUUUUUUAUUUUCAAAAAUAGCAUUCUCAAUUGAGCAUAAAAUCGAAAAAAACAGAAAAUUGUCAAAAAAAAACUUUGAAUUUGCAUCGAAGCAUGGGCCAAAAUAUUCUGAAAGAUCAUCCUUCUCUUUGUUCUUUUUGAUCAAAAAAACGCUAUUCGUAGCUUUCUUUCCCCGGCUUUGAUCAUCUUUCUCUCUCUUUUCAAUAGCGCAAAUCAAAUGUACAAUGUUCAGAAACCAACGCUGAAACGUUUAGGAAAAAGAAUGGCCGUAAAGAAUAUUGUAAAACUGGAAAAAUUACCUUUCAGUGACAAAAGUUUUUUUUUUGAAAGGAAGACGGAAGAAAAUCCAAAUUUUUCCCUGGAUCAAAAGAUCAAAUGUGCAAAGUCCGGAAACCCGAAGCGUUUCGGCGAAUUUUCGACGGAAAAGGGGGUUCUCCAAAUGUGUCAUAAUGCGCUCCAUGGACACUUCAAGUUCCGAGGCUCUAGAGAAUUCUAAUUCUGUAGAUGUUUUGACUUGGAUGAGUUUCAUACUGGAAAAAGAUUUUUUUUUUCGAAAACUAGGAGAUUUAAAUUUUUUUGGAGAAAGGAGACUAUUUCUCAUGAAUCAAUUUUUGGGUCACAUCGGAUCGUUUUCUAUCAAAUAUGUGAUAAAAUAGGUCUGUGGGAUGCUGUAUAUUGGGAGAAUCGAUGAUAAUUUGAUAAAAAUUCAAGAUUUGGGAUGAAAUUCGAGCAAUUUUCGAAAAUUAUCAAAUUGAAAGAACAUUUCCCUCCUUGAAAAUUGCAAAACGUUGAUGGCCAUCAUUAGCUCUUUUUCCAGGCUAUUUAUGGGUUCUGAACAUCCCUUCUCAAAACAGAGAUUUCAACCCUUCUUAUGAUUUGUUUCUUGCAGAACGAACGACGGAGCCGAGCCUACAUGAACGAGCCGACGUGCGCGGUUUGCAUGCACCGGGUGCCCAAAGUUCGCGUUUUCCCCUGCUCCCACGGCCUUCUCCAUUGUCAUUGCCAGGCGGUUCACCUGUCUCAGGUGUGUUACUCGAAAAACCAUAUUCUGUGAUGUUGUGGUGAGAAAAAUCCUUGGUUUUGCGUUCUUCACGGGUCGAGCGGAGCAUGUUUCUCUUCGAAGUGUCCUUAAGGCGAAGGAACACUUAUAAUCUAUUCACGCGUUUUUCGUCGAGGGAAUUCGAGGAAUUUCCUCUAGAUCAAACAGAAAAUCUCAAUCUUUAACCUGACUAAAACUCUCAUAUAAUUGUUACACUUCGAUAUGUGAAAAAAUAGCCGCGGAAAAGGCGCCAUUUUUACGGAGUUUGAAUCAUUUAGUUGAUUUGGGGCCUAAUCCAAACUUUUCCAUACUAAGCUGUAGUAUAGUAGCUAAGAAAAAACGAAAAUUAACCUUGGAGCGCAGAAAUUAGAACUUUCGUGCAUUUCGACUAUAUUUUCAUCUUCAUCCUAACACUGGAAACGAGAAAAAUGAACAGAAUCCACGAAAAAGUCGAGAUUUAUCCAUGGAGCACAAAAUCUCUAGAAGUUAGAGCCACUACAGCUUCGAUAUUAUUUUCGCCUAGUUAUCAAAUACCAUGAAGAGUGUUUUCACUCCAUUUCCACGGCUCUUCUUUCACAUUCCUUUUUUGUUCCAAUCAUUUCUAAUUUUUGUUCUCACUACUAUCUCCUCUGGGCACGGUGUCACUCACUUGCAAGGAUUUUGGGCAAAGGUUUCAGGGGCGGCUCUGUCCGCAGUGUUUCGAGGGCCGAGUCCUGACCCGUCUCGAACCUUCCGUGAGUUUUCGACGGAAGUGCACGUUUCCCCCUAGUUUUGUAGCAGCUUCAUUCUUCUUACUAACAACCUCAAGCUACAUAAAAACAUCCUCUGGCAACAAUUCUUCGCUUUUGUAAAAUUGUUGGAAUGAAAGUACAUUCAAUUGUGUGGAAGAUUGAGUUGAAAAUUGAGCCGGGAAAGUUCGAAAAAUCAGAAAGUUAGCUUCAAUGGCUUCUGAGCUUUGCGCUCCAUGGAUAACAUUUUCCAAGCUCAGGAAACAGUACUUUAUAGCUUUGAAACUCGGUUUUUGCCUUUUUAUUUGUUCGUUCCGUGUAUAAAUGAGACAAAAAGCCUGGAAAAAGUAGCCUUGCUGAUGUCAAGACUUUACGCUCCACAGAAAUAUCGAAUUAAAUUCUGUUUUUUUAAUAUUUUAAAUUAGGCUGCAGAAUAGCGCUUUGUGAUGAAUCUAGCAUGAUAAAACCAAGGAAUAUUUCUGGAAAUCAAGAAAAAAUGUAUCAUUAUCGCCUUAAAAGCAUGUUGCAUGAAGCAUUUUCUCUGUUUUUAACGUUUUUCUGAGCUGAUCGAAAGAAAAAAGAAAGGGAACUACUAAAUAUGGUGAUUUUCAGCAGAAACCAGUAACUUGCGACGCGAUCCACGGUCACGCGUGCGGCUGUCGUCCGGCCGAACCGGAAACGGCACAAAAAUCCGUGGCUCAACGUCAUCAUUAUCAGAAAGCUCCAAAGGAACACUACGUCAACCGCGGUAAGAGUCAUUGACUAGGGACCGCAGACGAAUUUUCAAAAAUUUUUUUUCAGCAUUGAGCUUUGUAUGGUUUGAUAGCUGUUUCGAUUCAAAACUCAGAACCGUUUAGUUUUUCAAAAAAGAUUGAGGAUGAAAAAAGUUAUGACGGAAAAUGUGGCGCGCCGCGCACCAUUUUUUUAGUACUGAAAUUUUGGUAUUAUCCAUUUUUGACAUUUUUCUCGAUUUUUCUUCUAGAACAAGUUUUGAUACUGGUCUAUUAUGAUGUAACAAAUCAUAAUAGAGUGCUAAAAUGAUGCAAAUUUGCUAGUUUGCCGAAAAAUUCGGUAUUUUCCAGAAAACAAAAACUGCCGCUUGCGGGCAUCGAACUCGCGACCUCAAAAUGAACAAUCGCAGCGCACGCGUUGCGCCAAGCUGUUAGGUCCAACGCGGGGAGCUUCCAUCCGCCAUACCCUUGAGCCGUUUUGGAUAGCACAGAUUGCCUAUUUCAAAAAAAUAAAAAAAUUUGAAGUAAUUUAGCUAUUUUUUUAUCAGAAUAUGUUCGCAAAUCUUUACUCAAACUUUUCGUGGAAAUUCACUUCGAAAAAAACUGUUUUUUUAGUGCUUUUUUUGCCUCGUUUAACGAUCGCUGCAUUAAAACGGCCCCGUAAAUUUUUUUGGCAAAGACGAAUUUUUUUAUUUUUAUUCUUUUUAAUUGAAAGAUUUUUUUACUAAUAAAUGUAUAUAAUCGUUUGAGAAACCUGCGUUCGACCGCUUUCUGUGUGAUAAACGCCGCUAAUUUUAUUCUCUAUUUUUCAAGAGCAUUUUUUUGCGUAUUAAACAACUUUUUUUCAAGCAAAGAUGCUGUAGAGAAAUAUUUAAGUAAGCUCAUGAUCUAAAUUUUUGAAAAAAACAAAAAAACUCGAUUAUAUUCGCUUAUUAACGAUAUUUUUGAAUUAUGACUUUCGGCACUCCCUAAAAAUUUUUUUGGCAAAGACGAAUUUUUUUAUUUUAUUGUUUUAAAAUUACCGUUACUUGGAUCAAAAUCAUUUUAUAAAAAAAGAAAGAGUGCGUUCGACCUGAAAACACAUGAAAAAGCAAAAAACGACAAAAUUUUUUAGUUCCAUUCACGUUUUUGUACGACAUUCCGCGCGAACGCAUCAAAAAAACGUGAAAUAUUUUUUAAACGAAAGAGGAAGCUUUUCUGUACAUGUGUGUCAAAUUUUAUUCGCCAGUUCCACAUAUUUUACAACUACAACAAAAUGAAAGUUUAAAACCAAAAAAAAGCCACUUUUUUUCUAUCGCGAAAAAGGGGCGUGGCUUUGCGGUCCCUAAGAGUCAUUGUUUGUUUAAGAAAUUAUCUCAUUUGUAGUUUUCAAAAAAAUACUACUAUUAAUAAAAAAAGAAAGAAAAAAAACUAGUCUCCCUUGUCGGAUUCAGAAGAAGCCGUAGUCAUAGCUUUGGAAAAAAAUUAAUUACAUUCUUAGUAGUGUUUCAAAUUUGAAAAGAAACGAAGAAACCAUUUUUUUCAUUAUCACAGGCUUAUCAGAGAAAAAUUUUUAUCAAAAAAAUCCUUUUUUUCUUCACAAUGGUCAAUCUUUUCCUUCAAAAAAACAUUUUUUUAAAUUUAAGAUUAAAAAAAUUUUUUUCUUAUAUUUAAAGCAGUCCAAUCUUCUUUUCAAAAAGCCUUUACAUUUCAAAUUUUUUUAAAAUUCGGCCGUUUUGCACGCUUUUUUUAUCCAUUUAUAAAAUCGAAAGCUCUUCUCAAUUUCCAGAAAGUUCCUUCGAUUCAAGUUUUUUUCUCACAAUAAAUAAUAAUUCCAAGCUUUAAAAAGUUCUGAAAUUUGAAAAUCUUCAUUUUCAUCGAGAAAAAUAUUCGGGAGCUUAACUUUUUUGAAGUUCAAUCUGCAUAUAUUUCAAAAUAAUAUUUGAAAAACAACACAUUUUUUUGCAGGCUACCUCGACUCUACGGCUAACUCCCCGAUGAACUCUAUGUCGACCUCGAUGUCAUAAACUAUUUCUUCUUUUUUCUCAUCUGAUCCUAGAAUUUUUAAUAAUUAUUACUUUCUUCUUCUCCCCGAAGCCUUAUAGUUGCCCUUUACUUGUCCUAAACCAUUCCUAGUUGAUCACAUUUGGAACUUUUUUCAGGUUUUUUUCUUCUUCACAUUAUUCCCUUCUUUCAGUUCUUGUAUAAAGUUGUAACAAUUUUGUUAAAUGCAACGAAUUUCGGUUUUUCAUGUAAUUAUUUUUUAAUGAACCUCUUAAAGUUUUUCUACUUCUUUUCUUUUCUUUCAGUUUUCUUUUUUUUCGUGUUAUUUUUUUUUCGUUCUACGUUGAAGUUAUCAGUUGUCCGAGUGUAUCUGCGAUUCCGCUGUGUUUCUUUUUUGCUUUUUCUUGUCAACGAGUAUUUUAAAACUGUCAGAAUAAAUUUUCUUGUGCUUUUUAUAUGUUCAGAAAAUGAAGUAAAAAUGGUCAACCGGCCACGAAAAUAUUAUGGAUCAUUCUUUAGGCCUUUUUGAAUUCAAAUAGAACUGAAAAAAAGAGAGAAACUUCCUACGAUUAAAAUAUGGUACAGCGGCUUAAUUUUCUUUUUUUUUAAUUGAAAACUUCGCAAGUGUAGAAAAAUUUGUCAUCUAACAGAUUCACUGCAGAGAUUGGAAAAAAAUUGGGAAAUGCCUCAAAAUUUGGAUGGUUCUGAAGAAAAUACUUCUUUUACAAAGAAUUAGUUUCGAAAAUAAGGAAAUAAUAUAAUAAGUAUAUUGAUAUAGUCUGUGUGCCACGACUUGAAAUUUCAGCGAACGACAUUCCGCUGUUCCGCCGGGCGCCUUUGCGAAUCUCGGUCGCGGUUUCAAUGUUUUCUUUCAUUCAAUUACUCGCAGUGGAAAAAUCCAUCUAUCAGCAAUAAAAAUAGUUUGAAAAGGCGACCUAGAUUCGCAAAGGCAAAGACGCUUCGCGACCGUACGCAGCGGAACGUCGUUCGGUGAAAUGUCAAGUCGUGGCACACAGACUAUACUACUGAAAACGGAUGUUGCUUAUUCGAGCUAAAAGAAGCGUUUUUAGUUAUUUCCGCUUUUGGACCUUUUUCUAUGUUCCGAUGCUCAAAUUUUCUCUUACAUAAAUUCUACAAUCAGGAAAAUUGCGGAAAUGAACAGAUAAUCAAACGAAUUUAAGCCUCUUAUAAGUAGUCUGAUGUUAAAAAAUGAAGUCGUCAACUUCCAUGUCUUGUACUUAUUAUACUGACACACUGAUAAUCGCCGGAAAUGAUCCCACAUAAUCAAGGCGGAUCGAAAGAGUGUUCAGAAAGGCUUCAGAGAGAAUUUUUAUCCACUAAAGAAUUGUUCCACAUUACUUAUUCAAUUCGCUUGGUUGUGUCGGAUUAUCUUUAGCUGAGAUCAGAAGACCAAAAAAAUUCUCAGGCAACAAAAAAAGAGGAAGUCAAUGUUGAGUAUCAAACUACAUACACGAUUUUUUAAGGCAUUUUUGUUAUAAUCAAGGCGAACCGAGAAAAGUUUAAAGAUGCUAAUCUUGAGCAGAAAGCUCAACUCAAGUUUUCUGAAUGUAGUUUGAUCUCAAAAUUGAUCUCUUCUUCGGUUGAGGUGGCAAUUUUCCUUCUGACAAGAGAGGUCAUUUCACCCAUGACUUCAGAAUUCUUUGAAACUCGUCCAGAAUACUUCCUGAGGUACUUGAUGAGAUUCUGCAAGUCUGAACCUGCUAUUUUCUCAGUAUUUGAAAAUGAAUUCUUCAAAAAAAAAAAUUAUCUUCCAAAAAGUGGCUUUUUAAAAGUGGGGGGUUCAUAUCAGAUAUUUGCGGGCUCAGACUUGUGAAAUCUGGAGGAAUCUUGAGAAAAAGGACGAUUUUUGAGUCAAAGAGAAUUUUUUUCUGAAACUAGUUUGAUACUAGUCGUUUUUUCAAUUCUCAGGUUUCUCAAUAUUUAUUCAAAAUGACCUUCUUUGGGUACAUUUUCUGUUCUCAUUCACAAUUUUGUGCCUGAAACAGCCAAAAAUCAGAUGAUUAUUAAGGAACGAGUCUCUGUCAGAAAACGACGAGGUUUCAACCCAAAUUCGCGAGGUGAAUAAUGUAGUUUGACGCGACGGAUUUGCGGUUUGAAGUGACGGCAGUCGGGUCAUAAACAGGCGUCCGUCGGGCGGGCGGGCGAUCAAACAUCGCCAGACGACUGCACAGGUGAUAUUUGCUGUGUCUGCAUCAGGUACGCAACUGUGCCGCUGGCAGAUCGUCUGGCCCAAUUCGGACCGGCACUCUUAUCGGAUUAUUGAAUUACGGGGGACCGAUGCAAAUUCGCUGUUCUAUUUCCAAGUUACUUUUAUUUUAAUGGAGUCAGUAUCGUUGAAUUGAAGGGUAGAACGAAGCAAAGUAGAUUCAAAUCUAUUCAAAAAGGCUGGCUCGAUUCUAAAAUGAAAAGAGCCGAGUUAACGUUUAAAAAGUACGAUGAAAAGUCAAGAUUGAACAUUUUUGAAAGUUGGCACGAACGAAAAUCAAUCAAUAAUGCUGCUCGAUGAGCGGCGCUCCUCUUGACCUGCAGCGUCUUUUCUUUUCUUUUAUUUUCAAUUUUGUCUCAAAAUACAGCUCAAAUUCGUGCUUAAUAAGAAAAAUUUUUGAUAAAAAUUAUUUUUUCAUUAUCAGGCCGAAAUUUUUGAUAAAAACUUAAAAAUCUUUUAGCCGUCUAAUUUGCGCUCUAAUCGACCCUUCCAUCAGCUCUAAAGCUUUUGAUAGCUAUCGUAGGCGGAGUAAUUUCCCAAGCUAUCAUUUCCAGGAAAGAAAGUGAACUUAUAGUUGGAAUGCAGUCAAGUUAUCCAAUCGAUGAGAGGUUCAAAGGUCGAAGGCUGAAAUGUGUGGCUAUUCGCGGCUCAGUUCUCUAUCUUCAGGUACAAUUAAGUCGCUGCUUUUUUAAGAAUGAAGUUGACAGAAGAUUUUGAAGUAACUGUACUGAUUUCUCAAAGACUCAAUGAAUGAAAUGAUAAAAUUUGAGCCCCGCGAUGAAGACAAAGUGGAACUUUGGUCGUUCGACACGUUGCACCCGACCAAAUACAACUUGGAGUUUUCGGUGGACGUCGAGGGCUGCAUGUACACGUUUUCCAGUUGUCCCAAGCACAAAAAUACAGUCUUCAUCUUCUUCGCCGGCUUCAUGCGGGUUUAAUUCGAAUCUAUGCUACAUAUUCAUUUCCAAAAACUUGCUAUUGUUUUAUCCUUGAAAGAUGAGCAAAAAUAGGCAUAUCUUUACUAUUUUUUUUUUGCUAAAAUAGCGUUGAAUAGACUCAAAAAAGGUCUAACCACUCAUAAAUUAACUUAGGACAAGAUAUCUUUCAGAAUCCAUCCAACGACGGACGAAUCGACGGGACCAUCGCCCUCUUCGCGUAUAAUAUUGAAAAGAAGCGUCUGAAGACCUAUUUGUGAGUGAUCAGACUAUUAUAAAGCUUGAAAGAGUUGAUGGCAGCGUAGAGGACAACCAGCAGCUGUACCGACUCCCGCUGGAGAUGCUUUCCAUGGGAAGUCGGUCCGACGGAAGUCUGUACCUUUAUGAUCGGACUAUCACGUCGGGGCCUCUGCCUUACUACGACAUUGAGCCCUUGGAGGAUAAGAAAGUUAGUUGGAACGUUUUUGUUUUUACAUGGAAGUUUUCAGUACUUACAGAACUUGAAAAAUCAUCCCUCUGAAAUAGAAAUACGCAGAUGAUUUUGAGAAUUUCACAUUCAAACUGAUAACUCGGUAUCACAAACCGGACGACUUUGAGACGUUUCUGAGCAUCCAGAGUAACCACUUAAGAGCCCUGAAACCGCUAAGAUCACCUGAAACUAAAAAUAUUAAAGCUUCCAUUUCUCGUUCAAAUAAAUUUUUAAAAAUAAUUAUUCUGGUUUAUCAUAUCUCUGAAACAUACCAUGUUGGAUGCUAUUCGAAAAUUAAGUUUAUUAAAUUUGAAAGAAAAACUAAUUUUUUUAAACGAUCUAAAAAAAGAGACCGAAGUAGAUAGAAAACAAAAAUAUGAAAGCUACAUAAUCGACAUCUAAAAAGAAUAACUUCAUGGUUAUUCCAAUUUACUCAAGUGGGGGGUUAACACGACCGCGAGUCCUCUUCCCUCCAUCACCACAAGUUCCGACACAUAUGUUCCCAAACUCUCCCUACAUCUAUUUCGUGAAAUUUAGUACUUGUGUGUGAGAAAUAAAACAUUUUGAUUUUUUGAUUUAUUUUAGUUUUUGAAAUAAAUUUAAUUAGUCGUAAAAAAGUUGUUAUAAAUUAUUUCAAAGCCGAAGUGCCCACAAAAACAAAUUAUUUGUUGACCUCUUUUCUCUUUUUUUUUGCUUCCGCCGGAGACUCAUUUCUAGGGCAUCUGAAGAGUCUAGCAGACGAUAGACUACUUUAAAAUAGAUUCUACCUCUGAGAAUAGAAAAAGUUCCUUCCGCUCCGGAAACUUGUAGAAGUGGGUCUAUCUGUAGUUUGGAAGAAUGUCCCUAAAAAAGUCAAAAGUUGAACUUUCAGGACAUGUUCUCAAUAGAACCUUGGAACGUACCUCCAGAAGAGGUCACAGAUCCCGGAUCUCGUUUCACGAUCGCCUUCGACGGCGCCAGACGCGUUUUCGGUCGGCUCAAAGACGACGACCGGCUUUUGGUAUUCAAUCCAGAAGCUGAGAACUGGGAAGAGUACGAAAUCAAGGCUGAUGGCAACUGUCCCCCUCAGGUGCGCUUGGAAUAAACUUCGAGUAUUUAAAGUUGAUAAUCUGAUUUUGAAAUAAACCGGAAAAGAGCCAAAGUCUAGAGAAAAAUAAACGAGGCUUCAUAUAAGUUAAUGAUAAGAGCAACGCCUAAAUCGACUAAAAAAGAAACUUUCACAUUUGAAACUCAUAAUUGUCCUGAAACUGUGAAAUAUUUCAGAAAGUCUGAAAAAUUAAUAAUUCUUAUAAUAGCCAAGCUAAAAAAGAAGGAUUACUUUUUUCUACCUCAGCCAAUUUGAUAGAAAAAACUUCUCUUGGCUCUUUCCAUCCGAAAUUUCAAAAUUAACCUGACAAAAACGAUUCGCACAAACUUUUCCAAGCUUGAAAGAAAAAAUGGAAAAAUUUCAGUUUGACCUAUCUCAUAAAAACGGUCCAGGAGCUGGUUCUUCAAUAAGCGUUCGUUCUCAUCUGAUGACUCGAGGAGAAACGAUGGGUAUACAUUUUUUUUAAAACCAUCCUUCCAAAAAAAUGACAUGGAUCAAUUCCAGGAAAAACAAUCUUUCCAAUUUUUCAAAUUAACCUGGUUGACCAUAAAUUGAGCAGCUGUUUUUGAAAACACAAUAUUUUUUUCAGAAAUAAACCGGAAAAAUGAUGAUUUUUUUAAAAAGCAAAAAUAACGCUUGAGAAUUCGUGAAGUUAUUUUUACGAGGUUGUGACACCCCUGACAUAAAAAAAUAAAAAAAUUUAAUUUUUUUAAAUUUUUCAAAAAAAUAAAUUUAAAUUUCACAAUCAUAUGAGUAUUCAAAAAAUGAUGAUUGUGUCAACUUUUGCCAGAGCUUUUGAUUGCGUGCCGAACGGAAUUCGUGAGAAUGUACAGAAAGCCCUAGUUUAGGAGAAAAUUAAUCAGUUAAAAGAUGAAGAACAAAAAUGUUGAGAAAAAUUUAACAAAAGCACGCUCUGCAGUAAAGUUGCUCCAUUGUCAAAAAGCAAUGCCAGUGCUAAGAAUACUCGAUAAAUUCUCAGGACAAAGGGUGGGAGCCGUGGAAUCGCCGUUGUCGUUCCACGAAGACGCGGACGACGACCGCUGUCUCGUGCGUCAACGUUGCAGAGCUCUUCACUACUUUUAUGAGGCCAAAUUAGGUGAGAUUCUUUCAAAAUCUUCUUCUUCUUGUUACGCCUUUGUUACCACUUGAGCGCCGCCCCAAGUCGAUUAUGUGAGGUCCUAUCCUGAUAUCAGUGAUAAUCAGACUGACUCCAGUGAUAUAUCCGUCCUUGUCUCUGAUGGCUGAGAAUCAUGGAGCCAUGGUUUCCCACUACCAACAUCCCUCAAACCCCUUCGUCGGGCCGCGCCAAGGCUCGAACUUGUGACCCUGUGAGCCAUAGAAAGGCACACAACUUGUUGCGCUACGCCUCGACGUGUUAGAAUUUCUCAAUAAGUCAUAGCAUUUUUUAAAAUUUUGUUCUCUUAAUUUCAGUUGAAAGAUGAUUUUUUUUUCUCCAAAAAUUUUCACAAUAAAUAAUAUCGCAGACGAGGAGAAUCGCAAAGUAAUCUGGAGACAUUUGUCGACGAACAGGAUCAGCGAAGAAAGCGAGCUCAUGUUCUACCCGAAGCACAAUCGCGACGUUUUCGUCUUUGUCGGCUUGAGGGUCAUCACUGUCGUUUACUUGCAGGUACUCUAAUAUUUCACCUUUGUUCUAACCGUUUAUUGAAAAAGACUAAAAAAUAUCAAAGCACUUUUGAGAUUUUUUCGAGUUCAAACUAUAGCAUGUUCCGAUUUUGAAUGUCAAGUCCUCGCUCAAGCUCCUCUCCCUAAUAACGCGAUAAACCAAUCAGAGAGCGAGCCACCCACAGAGCUUUUUCGAAUUACGUCAUUAUACUUGACAUUCAAAAUCUGAACGGACUAUAUUCAUGGAACAAACUUGGCGAAGCGCCCGAUGUUGUUUUUUUUUUACGUUUAAGGGUUCUUUUUCCGCAGCGACCUUUUCUUCGCUCCGAUUAUAAAAUUUUUUGUUAUCAAUGUCUCAAAAGUUGACAGCAGAUCAACUUUCAGUUCAAAAUAAGUUAUCUAUAUAGACGAUCUGAAACUUAUCUGAGACAUGAUUCAAAAAAGUGGUCAUUUUUAUUUUCCAGUAGCGACAAUUGGUUCCAACGCAAAGAAAUUAUUUUAGUAUGAAGAGUCAGAAAUAUUUCAAGAAUUUCAGUCUUAUUUAUGGAAAAAUGGAUUAUUUCAGUUAUUGUGAAAAAGAAACAGAUAAGAAAAAUUCUUUCGAUACUUAGGAAAACUUCGCGUUAUUUUGAACUCUAUCGAAAUAAUAUUUUUUUUUUCCAAAACAAUUUGAAGCUACACUCCAACGGCUACAGCUUUAAAAAACACACUUAACGAUUUCCUCUAAAAAUGCAAUUUAAAAAUAUUAAAUUUCAAAGAAGUUGUUUAAUUUCAGUUGAAACGUCUUUCUUGAUUUAAAGAAGUGCACUCUUUUUCCAUCUCGGUUAUAUUGUGGAGCUUUGAAUUCGAAAAACACUAUCACAUUGAAAAAAAAACCUGUUUUUGGCGUUUUUGAGCAAUCGAAACUUGACUACAAGGCCAAUGAAGCGAAACAACAAUCCCAAGUAGGAAUUGAGGUAAUUUAGAGAAAAUUUCAGCGAAAGUUCGAAAGAAAGUUUUCGUGCUUUGAUAUAAUUAGAAUCACCCACGAUUUUCCUAUCAAGUUGAUGUGAGUCAAGGAAAACAAAAAUAAAGUCAAAAAACUUUUUUCUUCAAUUUAAUUUUUGUUUACGGUUUCCAGGUUCCCCCUCUGCAGACGAUAUCUCUGCUCCAAGUACAGUCGGACGUUCGAAAGCGAGAAAAAGAUGGAAUGACUCCAGAAGAAAUCGCGACAGUCUGCCGGGAACAUUAUUUCCGACAAAAAUCUUCAUAA